CUCCCUCAUUCUCUCCUCUCCUCCAGAGCAGGCAGACUCCUCCAUCAUGUCCUACUCUCGCUCCGUCACCUACUCCAGUGGAGGCCGAAUUGGCUCCAUGAGGGCGCCCAGUGUAUACGGCGGCGCCGGCGGCUACGGGGUCCGCAUCUCCAGCACAAGCGCCCCCAGAAGCUUCUCCUCUGCAGGUGCAGGGUUUUCUGUCGCUGGCGCUGGUGCUGGUGCCGGUGCCGGCUUCAACCUGAGCGACGCCCUUGACAUCUCCGACAGCAAGAAGGCCACCAUGCAGAACCUGAACGACCGCUUGGCCAGCUACCUCGAGAAGGUGCGCAAGUUGGAGGAGGCCAAUGCCGAGCUGGAGCUGAAGAUCAGAAAGUUCCUGGAAAACAAGACCAAACCCGAGGGCCACGACUGUGCCGCAUUCAAGGCUGUCAUCAGCGACCUGCAGGACCAGAUUCUCGAUGCCACCCGGACAAACGGAUCUCUCUACCUGGCGAUCGAUAACGCCAAGCUGGCCGCCGAUGACUUUAGGGUCAAGUACGAGAACGAGCUGGCCAUGCGUCAGUCUGUGGAGGCCGACAUCGCCGGCCUGAAGAGGCUCCUGGACGAGUUGACUCUGGGAAGAUCCGACCUGGAAAUGCAGAUCGAAGCACUGAGGGAGGAACUCAUCCAGCUCAAGAAGAACCAUGAGGAGGACCUGCUGGCUCUGAGGUCCCAGAUGGGAGGUCAGGUGAAUGUGGAGGUGGAUGCCGCUCCUCAGGAGGAUCUGUCCUCCGUCAUGGAAUCGAUCAGAGAACACUACGAGACUGUUGCCAACAAGAACCGCAGAGACCUGGAGGCCUGGUUCCAGGCAAAGUCUGAUGAUCUUAAUAAGGAGGUUGCCGUCAGCACAGAAUCUCUUCAGUCAUCACGCUCUGAGGUCACAGAGGUCAAACGCUCCCUGCAGGGCCUGGAGAUCGAACUUCAAGCACAGCUCAGCAUGAAAGCAUCUCUGGAAGGAACCCUCGCCGACACUCAGAACCGGUACAGCAACAUGCUGGCUGGUUACCAGAGGCAGGUGUCCAGUCUGGAGGACCAGCUGGCCAAGCUGAGAGCUGAUCUGGAGCGUCAGGGACACGAGUACCAGAUGCUGCUGGAUAUGAAGACCAGACUGGAGAUGGAGAUCUCUGAGUACAGGAGGCUGCUGGAUGGAGAGCUGUCUGUGCCGUCUUCAACCACUUUGAGUCGUAAAGUUCUCAUCGUCACCAAAGAGAUCACAGAAGAUGAAGACAUCAGCUCUGAAACUCCGGACAAACAGUGAGACAACAAGCCUCCGUCAACAAGCUGCCAACCUCAGAAAUACACAAAUAAAACAUUUCUGAUGAACUGAAA
Messenger RNA from Scatophagus argus, 1368 nucleotides. RefSeq names its product keratin, type I cytoskeletal 13-like. Gene Ontology annotation, molecular function: structural molecule activity. The coding region runs from base 47 to 1297 and encodes 416 amino acids. The record is from RefSeq and is a predicted model, not a curated record. NCBI's taxonomy places the organism in Eukaryota, Metazoa, Chordata, Actinopteri, Scatophagidae. The transcript has 7 exons.